Molecule: messenger RNA, 3511 nt
Organism: Zingiber officinale
Lineage: Eukaryota; Viridiplantae; Streptophyta; Magnoliopsida; Zingiberales; Zingiberaceae
Product: retinoblastoma-related protein-like
Exons: 18
Coding region: 361-3381 (1006 amino acids)
Biological process (GO): cell differentiation; regulation of transcription by RNA polymerase II; negative regulation of G1/S transition of mitotic cell cycle
Cellular component (GO): transcription regulator complex; chromatin; nucleus
Molecular function (GO): RNA polymerase II transcription regulatory region sequence-specific DNA binding
Source: RefSeq, a predicted model, not a curated record
GGAGAGAGAAAAAGGAGAGAGGAGGGGAAAAAAAAGGAAAGAGGGUAAUCAAGAGCGAGGUUAAAGCGAUAGAUAAAGAUUCGAGGACGAGGGACCAGGGACCUGAGAAGCCGAGCUCGAGAGAGAACGGAAGCCAGCGAAGUAUUGAUUAUUCGGUACUGUCCUCGCGUCUAUCACACUUCCGGAUUUGCCUCCGCCCGUCGGUUAAGGAUUUGGACUGUCCGCUAGUCAGGAAUCUCACGCGAUCUAUCGUGCUCCCCCUGCUUGGAUCCGUCUUAUUGCUACCGCGACGCCUGCCCACCCACUUUAGCAGUCCAUGAUCGGUCUUUUAGGGUUUGGGUUACCGAAAAAUUUGAACCGAUGAGCCCCGGCGUCGGUGCCGCGCGCAUGGAGGAACCCGCGUUGCCGGUUUCUUCUUCAGAUCCGCAGGAGACGGAUGGAGUCAUCGUUCGGUUUGCGGAUCUGUGCCAGGAGUUGGCCCUUGGGGAGUGUGUGAAGAGAGACGCCAUGGAUGUAUUCAGAAAGGGUAAAAAUUUGUUUUUUGCCAGCUCAACGUCACUGGGGACUAGAUCACCGGAGGAGAUGGGAAGAUACUGGUCAGCAUUUGUUCUUUUCAGUGUGCCAAGAUUAAUCGAGGGCGAGGUAAAGGAAGGCCAGAAAAAGGAGAGGGCUAGUCUGUGUUGGAUCUUAAGUGCUUGUAAAUUGAAAAUUGUGGAUUUCUUCAAUGAGUUUCCGCUUCUUUCUCUCAAGGCGGGCCAUAUUUUUUGUGAGUUGUAUGGCUCAGAUUGGGAGAAGAGGCUUAAGGUGAAGGAAUUGCAGGAGAAUGUUUUACAAUUAAUUGACAUGAGCAGGUUCUAUAAGACAGGGUUCCAGGAAUUAUUUUCUAUGAAUAACAUGAUGAACAAAGAUCGAGAUUCUACAGAUUAUGGAAGUUCUGAAAAUGUCCUAGAUUUUUACCGUUUUGGGUGGAUGCUUUUCUUAGCACUUCGUCCGCAAUCAUUGAGCCACUGUAAAAAUGUUGUGACGUGCAAAAAUGAGCUGGUUUCUGUGUUGGCAAUACUCAUUCUCCACAUUCCUCCAAAAUUCAGGAAGUUCUGUGUCCAAGAAACCUCCAUAUUAUUUAAGCAAUCCCACAAAAAAGUGAAUCUUCUUGCUUCAUUAUCUGAAAUUUAUCAUACCUCGGAAGAUGAACUGAAGAGGACAAUGGAAAAAAUUCAUUCUUUGAUAGUGGAUGUUUUAAAAAAGAAACCUUACUCGGCUUCAGAAUUCAAAUCAGAAAGUUUAGACAACAUUGAUACAGAUGGAUUGACAUAUUUCGAAGAUUUAUUGGAGAGAGAGUCAUUAAAUUCGAGUUUGGCAAUUUUGGAGAAAAUUUAUGACGAGUCAUUGAGCAUAAGAGGAGAAUUGGAUGAGCGCAUUUUCAUAAAUACUGAAGUUAAUAUACUUAGUUCUGAAAGCGCUGGAGGUACAACAAGCUUAUACAAUGCUGAGUGCAAUGCCUCACCUUCAAAGACGAUAGCAUGUCACUUGGCUCCAAAUUCCCCAACAUCUUUAAAUGGUUCUCUUGUUCAUAACUCUAAGAUGACUCUUACACCAGUGAGCACUGCCAUGACAACAGCAAGGUGGCUACGAGAUAUCAUUUCCCCUCUUCCUUCAGAACCCUCGGCAGAGCUUCAGUGUUUUUUUUCAUCUUGCAAUCAAGAUAUCAUGAACAUUGUGACCCACAGGGCAAGCAUUAUACUGGAGACAAUUUUUCCAAGUCCUUUUGGAGAAUGUUCAAUUUCUGGGAGUUUCCAGAGUGCAAACCUGUCUGAAGACAUAGCAUGGGCACAUGAGAGGAAAAUGGAAGCUCUUAAAUUAUACUAUAAAGUUUUGAAAGCAAUUUCUCUAGCAGAAUCACGGUUGUUGAAUCACAAUAAUCUUACACCAUUGUUAUCCAACGAACGUUUUCAUCGCUGCCUGCUUGCUUGUGCUGCUGAACUAGUUCUAGCUACACAUAAGACAGUCAUUUUGAUGUUCCCAGCUGUAUUGGAUAGAACUGGAUUAACAGCUUUUGAUAUGAGUAAGGUGAUUGAGACUUUCAUUAGAUACGAAGAAACUUUGCCAAGAGAGUUGAAGAGACAUCUUAAUUCUUUAGAAGAACGGCUUCUGGAAAGCAUGGCAUGGGAAAGAGGUUCGUCACUGUACAAUUCUUUGAUACUUGCAAGGCCAGCCCUUGCUGGUGAAAUAAACAGCCUGGGACUAUUAGCUGAGCCAAUGCCAUCUCUGGAUGCAAUUGCAAUGCAUCAAGAUAUUUCAAAUGGAUGCAUGCUACCUAAGGUUUCACAGAAGAUAGAUGCUUUUCCAGAUAACAGGGGGGAACCUAGAUCCCCAAAGAGACUAUGUACCGAAAGCAAAAGUUUACUGCCGCAGUGUGGUUCUACACCAACUGGCAAGAAACAUAUAUUGAGCUUUAGUUGUUUCAAAUUUAAGUCACCAUCACUCCAGUCCAAAUUUGCAAGUCCUUCACAGUCUAACCCUGCUGGAGGGGAAAUAUAUGCUGAAACAGGAAUUAAAGUUUUCUUCAACAAGAUUUUAAAACUAGCUGCUAUAAGGAUCAAAAGCUUGUGUGAGAAGAUAGAGCUGCCUCAGCAAAUUUUGGAGCAUGUCUUCUGCCUGUUCCAACAAAUCCUUGCUCACAGGACAGCUCUUUUUUUUAACCGUCAUAUUGAUCAAAUUAUUUUAUGUAGCUUGUAUGGAGUUGUUAAGGUUUGCCGUAUCGGUCUGACCUUUAUGAGUAUAAUUGACUGCUACCAAAAACAACCUCAGUGUAAACCUCAAGUUUUUAAAAGCAUUUUUGUUGCUCUACCAUCAGAUAAUAGGAAUGGGAGAAUGGUCCAGGAGCAUGUAGAUAUUAUUACCUUCUACAAUCAAAUAUUUGUUCCAUCUGUAAAGCCCUUGUUGGUGGAAAUUCAAACUAAUGGAGUUACUGCAGAAGAGAAGAAUCACACUGAUGGUCAAACUCCUAAUUCACCCAAAUUGUGCCAAUUCCCAAGUCUUCCUGAUAUGUCCCCAAAGAAGGUUUCUGCUGCUCAUAAUGUCUAUGUUUCCCCCAUGAGGCAGACAAAGAUGGAUGCUCUGCUUUCUCCGAGUUCCAGGAGUUACUAUGCUUGCAUCGGCGAGAGCACUCGUGCAUAUCGGAGCCCCUCCAGCGACUUACUUGACAUCAAUAACUGCCUAAACGGCAGCAAUCGUAGGAGGAUCAGUGGCAGACUCAAUUUCGACUUUGUAAGCGACGCUGUGGUAGCUCGAUUUCUCAGCUCUCAGAAUGACAGUUGUGUUUCUUCAAAUGUUCAUGAGACACCAAACUUGCCCAUGAAGCGUGAGGAACCCGACUCGUAAGCAGCUAGCUCGUCACACCGAGAGAAUUCUGUAAUCCCCAUAAUGCUUUCUACAAAGCUGUUUAUUUGUAGAUAAAUGGAAAGAAAUAAAGGAAUAAGAGGACUACGAAAGUUCUCUCUUAAAUCGGCUA